CAAGCAAAAUACUCAGUUUGAAAUUGACACUCUCGCAGAUAUAAGAAACUUAGAUGUCUGAUUCGUCGCUUUCAAGAUUUGUGCAAACGCACAAGGUUGCACUGGCUGUGACGGCCAUUGUAGGUGCCGGAUCGGUGGCUGGAUUGCUGUACUAUAUGAACCAACAGAGUGCAGGUUUGGAUGAUUCCUCGAAAUCGAAGAAGAAAAACAAGAACAAGAAAAAGAAGAAGUCGGAGAAAAAGUCUGCCACAGUCACUGCUAACUGGCCUUCUUCUAAUAUUCCAAUCAAUGAAAGCACCGGUCUACCAAAUGUGACUGAAGACCUGGUCAAGGGUAUGACCAAGGAGGAACGAAACAAGUGGGCAUUGGCAUUGAAAGAGACUGGAAACCAGUACUACAAGGCAGAGGAUUUCAAGCCAGCAAUUGAAUGUUACAGUUUGGCCUUGCUCUGCAAAACUGAUCCUGUGUUCUAUGCCAACAGAGCUGCUUGUUACGCUGCCCAAGGCGAGCAUGAGAAAUGUAUUGAUGACUGUACCGAAGCCUUAAAAUUGAAUCCAGGCUACUCCAAGUGCUUACUCAGAAGAGCACAUGCUUAUGAAAGCAUCGAAAAGUACGAAGAAGCCAUCUAUGAUCUUACAGCUUUGACCAUUUACGGUGGUUUGAACGAUCAAUCUCCGGAAACAUUUCUGGAAAGAAAUUUGAAGAAGUUGGCCAACAAGAUUAACGAGGAGCGUUUCUCCACUCUUCCAAAAGAACUGCCAUCUUCUUCUUCUAUCUCUUCCUUCUUUGGUGCUUUUGCUAAAGAAAACAUUGACCUGGAUGAAUCCAAGUACCCGGAUCAGUCUUGUUCCCAGUUUUUGGUCAAGGGUUUGAAUGAGAUGGCCAAGGAUACCUACGACAAUUACGUCAAUGCAGAUGUCCUGUUCCAUCAAGCGGUUACCAGCUACGAAAAAGAUAGUUCCAACACGGACGUUAAGCAUGCUGCCCUCGCCUAUGAGUAUAAGGGAACAUUCGAUUUCCUCAAAGGUGAAUCUGAAUCUGCGGUUUCCAAUUUCAACAAGGCUCUCAGCUUAGCUCCGAGAUGCAGAACACACGUUCUUUUGGGUCUUGUGAACGCUGACAAGGGCGACUUUGCUUCUGCUGAUGAAGAAAUCGGAAAGGCCAUCAAAAUGAAUCCUGAAGAUCCAGAUAUUUAUUAUCACUACGGACAAUUGUUUUACCUGAUGGGAGAUUUGGACAAGGCCAAGGAUAACUUUGAGAAAUCCAAGCUUUACAAUCCUGAAAAUGUAUUCGGUCACAUUCAGCUGGCCUGUAUUGCCUACAGAAAAGGUGAAUCUGCUACCUGUGAUGAACUAUUCAGGGAGGCCAAGAGAAAGUUCCCAACUUCUCCAGAGGUUCCAAACUAUUAUGGAGAGAUCUUGUUCGAUAGACAGGAUUACACAGCUGCAGCAAAGCAGUUUGAUACCGCUGCCAGAUUGCAGGAGGUUCUGCCAACUUUCAAUAUUGGUGCUUUGCCUCUCAUAAAUAAGUCGGCUAUUUUCCAGGUCAACAAAGACAUCGCCGGAUGCGAACAGUUGUUGAAGACCGCAUGCGAGCUGGAUCCUAAGUCUGAAGUUGCCAGAAUCAAUCUAGGACAGAUUUAUCUCCAGGCGCAAAAAGUCAAGGAUGCCAUUGAACUAUUUGAAGAGGCAUGUCGAUUGUCCAGGUCCAAUGACGACAGAGUUCAAGCAAUCUCUCUUAUGGAGGCCUCCAAGAUCCAGUUGAAAAUAAAGGAAGAUCCCAUCUUGAGUGCUAAGGUUGAGGAGAUCUUGAGACGUGCAGGAAUAGAAAGAAAUGCCUAAUGUAUAUAUUUGAGGAGUGCAAGCCAUAUAAUGAUGCUGUGAUGUACUUGAAGAUGUCUGUAAACUGUUGUCUUGAUAAAAUAAAUAUAUAGUCAACUACUUAGUUCUGAUAUGCUUCAAAGGUCCGGAAGAAUGAAAGAAGUUUGCUGCGUAUUCUUUCUUCUUGAACUUCCUUUUCUUCGGCUCUUGGAUGAAAUAAUCCCAUCCCUGUUCAUUAGCAAAAGUAAUAGCACUUUCCUUAGUCUCGAAAGAAAGUCUGGUGCCUUGCAUAUAGUCGCUUGAAGACUGAUACCCAAUCAGAUCAUUCUCCCACCUGUUUCCUCUAGGAAGCACAUCCCAGUCAAUUUUCCAGUAUUUUGCGUUGUUGGCAGACGAUUGCGUGGCCGCUUUCGCUUCCUUAUAGAUACGAACCAUUCUGUUAGCGGCAAGCUCCGCUGGAGCUCCGCUAAUGAUCUGCUUUUGAUUCGUAGAUUCUUGCAAAAUCUGGUUUACAGAGGAGACUGUUUUUUCAUUGCGCAAAACACGCAAUGCAUGGAACAAACGAGACCCUCUGAUCAUUGGA
This is a messenger RNA of Ogataea polymorpha, 2403 nucleotides long. RefSeq lists its product as uncharacterized. Gene Ontology annotation, cellular component: mitochondrial outer membrane. Gene Ontology annotation, molecular function: protein binding. NCBI's taxonomy places the organism in Eukaryota, Fungi, Ascomycota, Pichiomycetes, Pichiales, Pichiaceae. The transcript has a single exon. The record is from RefSeq and is a predicted model, not a curated record. The coding region runs from base 54 to 1841 and encodes 595 amino acids.